Messenger RNA from Chara braunii, 3654 nucleotides. Lineage: Eukaryota; Viridiplantae; Streptophyta; Charophyceae; Charales; Characeae. The record is from the annotation of a GenBank genome assembly.
GGUUAGUGUGUCCGGGUAGGGCUACGUGGUGAGGAGUGGGACCCUUGUCGUGCACCAACACCACGAUGGACGACUACCCGAUGUAUGGGUUGCUGGUUGGGUUCUCCCUCUGGGGGACCCUCUGGCGUCUCCUCUUUCCUCUGGGAUUUUGGCAUACCUUUGCGUGUAGAGUAGGGCCCACUCGAGGUGGUACCGCCACCCAACCAUACACGAAGGAGGAGGAGGAGAGGAUGACCGCCAUCCUGCAGGAGAGGAAGGAGAAGAAGGAGGCCAAGAAGAAGGCCUUGAAAGAGGAACAGGCGGCCAAACUAAAGAAGAUGGAAGAAGAGAUGGCCAGGGAGAAAGAGAGGUUGAAAAAGGAAGAAGAAGAGAAGCUGAAGGAGAUGGAUGAAGAAGAGGAAGGACCGCCACUGCAAAGGAGUAGUGGGCAGCGCAGUAGUAGUAUCGGUGGAGACCUGGAGAAGAGGAUAUCUGAAUGGGUUGCCAACCUGACUGUGGGAGAAGAGGAAGAGGUUAGUAUGUACAUCCCGCAGGAUCAGCAAGAAGCUGCCAUGAAGGCUUGGGAUGCAGAGAAAGACCCUCUUCAACGUCAAGCAUUGGAAGACGAGAAGAGGAUGGAAUGGAAAUUAGCGGUGAUGAGGGAGAAGAAGAGGAGAAUUGACAAGGCAGCGGAGGCGGCAGAGGCCUUAGAGGAAGUGAAGAACAUAGAGGCGCAAUUAGCCGCCCAACCCGAUCUCCCGAAUCAGAUGCGAGUCAUAGCUCGGAGCGUCGCAUGCCUGGCACGGGUUCAAGCAGACCAAUAUGACUUUAGCAGAAGUCAGGACAUAGCUGUGCGCUCGAUACGGUUGGGCUUUCGAGACUUUGCUCGUGAGUUGGUAGGCGCCGUUGGAGUCGAGGUGGGUCACCGCCUCGACAAGACUGAGCGGUUCUGCGCUGGCGCCAUUGAAGGCGUCAAGGCGGCAGCUCCCAAGGAGGAGGAAGCACGUCCUCCUCGCCGGGAGCCUGUCAAAGUCAAGUUCCCCGAUUCCUACAGUGGGAAGAGGGAGGAAAACUUUGACAAUUGGGAGGCCAACGUUAAGACCUAUGUGCACUUGCAACAUGUCUCCCCAGAUCAGCAAGUCCUAAUUGCUAUCCACGCGUUGAGAGAUGAGGCCGCCAGUUUUGCAAGGUCCCUAGUUCGCGCUGCCAACUGUAGUGAUGAUCCCGUUGCGUACUCCUCAUUUACAUCCCUCACCAAAUUCCUGAAGUUGCUGCGUGAGCGAUUUGCUGAUGUCGCUCGCAGUGUCAAGGCCUCAGACAAGCUCCAAACCAUCCAUUCUCGUAAAUGGAAGAGUGCCAGGGCACUCAAGGGUACAAUGGAUGAGUUGGUGGCCGUCCCUGACCAUGAGGUCACAGAGGGCCAGUUGGUCAACCUCUUUUACCGGGCUAUGCUCGAAGCCUUUCGAGGGCAGUUCUUCGCGAAGAGCGAAGACCCUGCCACCACUUACGAUUCCCUUAGUCGUGAGGUGGUGGCUUUUGAAGCGAAGUCAGUGUCCCUGUCUACCUUCUGGCAUAAGGAUUUGGACAAGGGAAAGCAAUGGAAAGGCCGCACUAUCUCAGGGCAGGUAAAAACCAAGGAUAGCCUUGUCCUGACUUUAGAUGAGGGUAGUGUGGAUGAGAUUCCCUACGAUCAGAUUGAGUGGGGGCCAGAGGAGGCGGACAGCGGUGUGGGCCAGGGAAGAUCCUACGCUACUGUCGCAGCCGGAGGGAGGCCGCAAGGAGGACAAGGCCAGGGCCAAGGGGGCCGGGCCUCAGGGAGCCGGUUCCAGGGCGAUCAGGGGGUUGGCGGCAGAGGAGGGAACCGCCAAGCGGGAGGCCACGUCUUAGACGGAGACGGCGUUAAGCCAGAAGAUAGCAAGAUCGUAGCGAUUAGAGACUGGCCCACGCCACGUACGCUGACAGAGUUGCGCUCGUUCCUGGGCUUAGCGAAUUACUACAGGAAGUUCGUAAGGACCUUCUCCACCAUCGCUGCGCCCCUUCGCAGAUUGUUGAGAAAAGAGACAAUUUGGAAGUGGGACAAGGACUGCACGUCCGCCAUGAAGAAGCUAAAGCAGGCGUUGAGAGAGUAYCCGGUCCUUAAGGUCGCCGAUCCGUCCUUGCCUUUUGUUGUUACUACGGAUACUAGCCAGUACGGCAUAGGUGCAGUGUUACAGCAAGACGAUGGCAAUGGCUAUAGACCCGUAGAGUUCAUGUCCGCUAGGAUGCCUUCAGAGAAGGUUGCGACAUCUACCUAUGAGAGGGAACUCUACGCUCUCAAGCAAGCAUUAGACCACUGGAAGCACUACUUGCCUGGGAGGCACUUCAAAGUCUAUUCGGACCAUGAAACGUUACGAUGGUUAAAGACSCAGGCCAAGAUGACACCUAAGCUUACUAGGUGGGCCGCAGAGAUAGAUCAGUACGACUUCGAGCUCAAGCCUGUCAAAGGGAAGGACAACGUAGUCGCGGAUGCUCUGAGUAGGAGAGCAGAUUACUUUGGGGCAAUAGUACAUUACCUCGAUWUAGGAAAGGAUCUGCAGCAGAAGGUUAGAGAAGCCUACGCGCAGGACCCUAUCUAUAGUGAGCUCCUCACGCGAGUCAAGGAGGCCCCAGAGACCGAGCCGAACKACCGCACUACUGGAGGGUUACUCUUCGAGAAGACUAAUGUCUUUGACCGGUUGUGCAUCCCCAAUAACGAAGAGAUUCGUAGUCUGAUUUUGGGCGAGUGCCAUGACACAGAGGGUCAUUUUGGUUGGCAAAAAACUUUAGCCAAUCUAAUGCGCGCGUAUACCUGGCCAGGAAUGAAGAAUGACUGCGUAGAGUAUGUUCGCACUUGCAAAGUCUGCCAGCGUAACAAGAGUUCUACACGCGCCCCGCUAGGUCUUCUCAAACCCUUGCCCAUUCCGGAUCAGCCGGGAGACUCAGUGUCCAUAGACUUUAUGGACACUCAAGUCAAGAGUAGGCAUGGCAAGAGCCAAGUCAUGGUCAUAGUUGACCGUUUUAGUAAGUACGCAGUUUUUAUUCCUUUGCCUUCCGAGGCGCGUACUGAUUUAGUCAUACAGAGGUUYUUUGACUGUUGGGUUAGUGAGAAUGGAAUCCCGCUGUCGAUAGUUAGCGAUAGAGAUAAUCGCUUCACCAGCCAGAACUGGCAAGAACUCAUGGGAGUAUAUGGAUCUAAGUUGUUGAUGUCGUCCGGCCGCCAUCUAGAGACUAACGGUCAGACAGAGCAAAUGAACAAAAUCCUACAGCAAGUUCUGCGCAUGUACAUUAGACCAGACCAGAUUAACUGGGAUGAGAUGUUGCCCAAAGUAGCUAGUGUGUACAAUAACAGCGUGCAUCUGUCUACAUGUCGCACUCCCAACGAACUGCACAAGUCCUUUAGACCGCGCAGACCGUUUGAGGGACUCAACCGGGAUCAGAUUCACAGAUUACCACCCGGGACCAGGGAGUUUGCUGUGCAGCACGAGAAAGAACUAGCUACUGUCGUAGAGAACCUCAGAAAAGCCCAGCAUAGGAUGAUAGAGCAAGCGAACAAACAUCGUCGCCCUUCGCAGUUUUAAGUAGGCGACUUAGUCUGGGUUAGUUCUAAAGAGUUUGCGCCGAAGGAGAACAUCUCGCAGAAGUUACUGCCCACAUAUA